This is a messenger RNA of Brassica napus (rape), 1520 nucleotides long. RefSeq names its product putative rRNA methyltransferase YqxC. The record is from RefSeq and is a predicted model, not a curated record. Lineage: Eukaryota; Viridiplantae; Streptophyta; Magnoliopsida; Brassicales; Brassicaceae. The transcript is spliced from 9 exons. Gene Ontology annotation, molecular function: methyltransferase activity; RNA binding. Bases 335 to 1306 code for a protein of 323 amino acids. Gene Ontology annotation, biological process: methylation.
UGUGAAGAAAAAAACGAAGAGAAAGCAUUUUACACGAAAAAUGUUUUGAAGUUGAUCAAAUGAAAUUUCGUUUGCCUUUCUGGGUUUAUGGAAUAAAAUUCUUUUAAAAAAAAAAUAUUAUGUUUACUUUUUCUAAAAAAAAUAAUUCAAAUAACGUUGGUUUUUUUUUUUUUUUUGACAUCAUUCAAAUAACGUCGGUUUGAUGGAAAGUUAAUAAUGUCUGGUUUGCCGGUCAAGUAAAUAAUAAAGAUGGAAAACGGAAACCUUUCUUCUCAGAAAGAGGCUUCGUUUUUUUUUUAAACCCUAAAAGAAUUAUCCAAAGUUUUUGUGUGAAAUGCUGAAAUACUCUGCACUUGUUAGAGAAAGAUCAAGAAGCUUUCCGAUGGGUUUUCUUCACGUUCUUAAGUGUCCAAUAAGCUUGCGAUCUUACAGCAGCUCCCUAGUCGGCUUUUUCUCCAAAUCUCACAAUCCUCUUCUCUCUGCGAGAUGGGUUAGAGCAGGAGACGCCGCCAGUUCCAUCAGAUGUAUUGCGUCUGCUAUACGUGGAAAAAACAAGAAGCAGAGACUGGAUGAGGCAUGUCUCGAAAGGUAUCAGGAAUACAGUCGCGCACUAAUUCAAUCAUGGAUCUUACAAGGCAAAGUGCUAGUGGAUGGGAAAAGAGCUAGUAAAGCUGGAAUGCCUGUAGCCAAUGGUGUCUCCAUUAAGAUUACCGCUGAGGUUCCCAAAUAUGUAUGUAGAGGUGGGCUGAAGCUGGAAGCUGCAAUAGAGAAACUAGAUGUUGAUGUUUCUGAGAAAGUAGUUCUUGAUUCUGGACUUUCUACUGGAGGUUUUACAGAUUGUUUGCUUCGUUAUGGCGCAGCUCGUGUUUAUGGUGUUGAUGUUGGUUAUGGUCAGGUGGCUGAUAAAAUCCGAAAUGAUAAGCGUGUGACUGUUAUAGAAAGGACAAAUCUGAGAUACCUCCCAGGACUCCCACAAAAAGUCGAUGUAGUGACACUAGAUCUGUCCUUCAUUUCAAUUCUCAAGGUGAUGCCAGCUGUUAUGAAUGUGAUGAAUGAAGAUGCAACUCUAGUUACCCUUGUUAAACCUCAAUUUGAAGCUCGGCGAUCACAGGUUGGGAGGGGUGGUAUUGUGAGAGAUCCUGAAGUACAUCAGGAGGUUCUUGAGAAGAUAAUAAAUGGUAUUGAGCGCUAUGGAUUCACCAACAAAGGGUUUAUCGAAUCUCCCAUCAAGGGCGCUGAUGGAAACAUAGAGUUCUUGGUUCGCUUUGAUCGAGGGACAGUGAAAGGCGAAGAAGAAGAAUACUAAGACUUAUAUUUCCCUUGCGUCAAAAUGCUUAUUGUUUCUCUCUUCUUUCACCCAUUUCCUUGACUUAACGUUUAAGUUAGGCUUACAACCAAAAAACCUUUUAAGUUAGGCAUUUUACUACUGUUUUUUGUUUGUUUUGGUAAUGUCUUAAAUCUUAAAAGAUAAUUACCAAACCGAUCCAAGACUAAUCAUUUUAGAGAGUAUUUUCGGUUUA